UACCCAUGAUUCUCCGACAGUCUCUGCCGCUCAUUCAAAAAUGGAGGAGAGUGAGAGAAAGUCGGAAAGUGAGCGCUAUUCAGCACCUUCCCAAACAUCUGAACAGCAAACCACUACCGAGACCUCCGGCCAGAAGCUAGAGACUGGCGAAGAUGAUGUCGAAACUAAGUUGGAUAUCGGUUCGGAUAAGUUUGACCCCUUACUCGCUCUGUAUUCCACGAAAGUGCCGUUGCCUUACCCAAAUAUCAAGUGCUUUAAUAACAUAGCAGAAUAUGAGAGCUUUAUGAAAGGCGGUCGAGGCCGAGCGAAACCGGAAAAUGUGGAGAAAAGACUCCGAAAAGCACAGAAAGGUAAAGCAGACCCAGAGAGGAUAGAGAGGUUGAAGAAACUCAUGGUGAACAACCCGGUUGAGGAGGAGGGAGAGGGAAGCGGAGUCAAGCGACCGCCUCGACAGCGAAAAGCGGCCAAAAAUGUGCUUACCAGAAUGCCACUGCAUACAGGCAGUCCAUUAGGAGAGCUCAAUAGGUGCGUCCAGGAGAAAAUCAGAGUCAAAGUUCACAUCCGGACCUUUAAAGGGCUCCGUGGAGUUUGUUCUGGCUUUGUGGUGGCAUUUGAUAAGUUCUGGAACCUGGCGAUGGUGGAUGUGGAUGAAACGUACAGGGACACCCUUUUGGGACAAGCUCUUUAUCACGAGAAAGCACUUACUGUCACAAGGCUCUUUGAAAAACUGAAAGUUCAAGAGACUGUGGCCCUCAGUGCGGUUGAGAGGAAAGGAGGAGAUAACCUCUUAAAGCCAGACCCACACAGUAGUUUAUCUCAACUCAGAGACCAAACCAGGAGUAGAACCGACCCCAAACAUACCCAGGAAAGAUCCGAACUCUCUGAGAAAGACAGGAGUACAUCAAAAGUGACACAACAAUCUGAAAGCAAGCCUAAAGUGAAGUAUGGGAGAGUGCACACGCGUCAUGUCAAUCAGCUUUUUAUACGAGGAGAAAACAUUCUUCUUGUAAAUGUACAACAGGACUAAAUACUGUCCUUAUGAA
Rhinichthys klamathensis goyatoka is the source of this 1043-nucleotide messenger RNA. It is a transcript of the gene lsm11, whose product is annotated as LSM11, U7 small nuclear RNA associated. The transcript is spliced from 4 exons. Gene Ontology annotation, cellular component: U7 snRNP. Bases 41 to 1027 code for a protein of 328 amino acids. The record is from RefSeq and is a predicted model, not a curated record. NCBI's taxonomy places the organism in Eukaryota, Metazoa, Chordata, Actinopteri, Cypriniformes, Leuciscidae. Gene Ontology annotation, molecular function: U7 snRNA binding. Gene Ontology annotation, biological process: mRNA 3'-end processing by stem-loop binding and cleavage.